Molecule: messenger RNA, 1371 nt
Organism: Aedes albopictus (Asian tiger mosquito)
Lineage: Eukaryota; Metazoa; Arthropoda; Insecta; Diptera; Culicidae
Product: probable 4-coumarate--CoA ligase 1
Exons: 2
Coding region: 217-1371 (384 amino acids)
Biological process (GO): long-chain fatty acid metabolic process; fatty-acyl-CoA biosynthetic process
Molecular function (GO): long-chain fatty acid-CoA ligase activity
Source: RefSeq, a predicted model, not a curated record
AAUAAUGCACAUAACGAUUUAGUGCAUUUCACGGCCACUCACUUAUGGAAUUGCGUGAGUACAUUACAAAUCAUGUUCGUUAGGGUACAGAUUCUGAAUGUGCAAUUACAUGCAUAAGGGAAUGUAUGUAGACAACUCAAGUUGUAGUGUUUUAUACUAGCGACAUCGUUGCACUUCGAUUCAGUUUGAUCUUGUCCGUUUAUCCGACUCGACAUCAUGGCAACAUACAACGCCGACGCGAAACUCUGGACCGGUCCAGAGCUGCCCGGCGUGUUCAAUCCGGAAGCCAAUCUGGGCCAGAUUUAUAUGAACAUCCUCGCGAGAAGUCCAUCUAAAGUGAUUCAAAUCAACGCAGACACCGGAUACGAGAUGACCUGCGCGGAAAUGAAGCUGCGAAGCGUUCGCGUGGCGUUGAAUCUCCGGAAGCUGGGCUAUCGACCUGGAGAUUUGGUAACGCUGGCCUGCAUCAAUACAGACAAUGUGGUUCCUGUGUACGUGGGUUGCUUGACUCUGGGACUGGUAGUGAAUCCGUUGGCUCCGGUAUUCAACAAGGAUGAUCUGGCUCACAUGAUGCGACUGACGCAGUCGAAGGUCGUGUUCUGCGAUGAGAACAAUCGAGCUGUAGUGCAGGAAGCCGCAUACGAGGCCAUUCAUGUUAAGCCGAGGGUUUACGUGAUGGGAGCUGGAUCGAAAAGUGCUUUGUCGGUGGAAGAUCUGCUGGCUUCCGUGGAAGGUGAAGACAAUUUCGAAGCUCCUUACCUUGGGGACUCGAAAACCACCAUGGCAGCGAUCCUGUGUUCUUCGGGGACCACGGGUCGUCCAAAGGGGGUGUGCUACUCGCACUCUCACUUGAUCGAAGCUGAAGGUUUUGCUGAAACGUUGAAUGCUGGACCGAUUUUUAGCUUCAGCCAACUUUUUUGGUUAACCGGAGUUCUAUCGGUGCAUACCUCCUUACUGUGCACCCGACCGCGUAUCAUCACUACGCAAUCGUUCAACGCCGACGCCUUUUUCUCUAUAAUAGAGAACUACAAAGUUGAGGACACCUUCACUCCACCCGCGUGUAUAGAAGCUAUCCAGAAUCACCCAAGGUAUCGGAAGGCCAACUUCAGCAGUUUGAAGCGAUGGACCAUAGGAGGAGCUCCGGUCACUACGGAUAUCUUGGCUAGUCUCGGGAAACGUUUCCAAGGGACCGACGCAAAACCAAUCUACGGCUGUUCGGAAGUGGGUCUCAUCGUUUCAUCGAUGUUGCCCUUCACGAUGGGAUCCGUGAAAACGGCAAACGGCGCUAAUCAUGCAGCAUCACACUACUACUCUUUGAAGUCUGUGCCGUACUGCAGAUUAAGCAUGACAAUGAUAAAUUACGUUCAUUAG